Nothobranchius furzeri (turquoise killifish) is the source of this 4858-nucleotide messenger RNA. The record is from RefSeq and is a predicted model, not a curated record. NCBI's taxonomy places the organism in Eukaryota, Metazoa, Chordata, Actinopteri, Cyprinodontiformes, Nothobranchiidae.
GCAGAUUGCAGUGCAUACAGUGUGGAGGAGGCGGGGUUUGACAUCUCAGCUCUGAAAACAUCUCUAAUCCAGUAUUUCAGGUGCCGAAGUCGACUGAGCGAUCAGAGCUUCACCACGACGUGUCAGUGCACCGCAGCCGAAACGGAACCGCGACACUCCAACGCGGACUAUUUUCAGCGCACGGACACGGCAGUUGUGUCCGAAGAAGAUCGCAAAACGGCCCAAAAGAAGUAACACAAGAGUGAAGUUUCUGCGCUUUGGUGAACUACUUUUCCAGCGUCUCUGCCUUUUUCUACUCCAUUUCUUCGCUGUAAAAGACCCUUAACCCCUGGAGGGUUUCUGUUCGGACGUUCAGUCUCUCAGAGGUGAGCAUGACACAGAAAGUAGUUCUUUAGAACUUUCCUGGCUGCCGUUUAGCCACCGUACGUACGUGAGGCGGAAGUGGGAGACCGUACCUGGAGCUCAGGUGAUACCAGGCCUGCAGAGUUUGAUGUCCUAUCUGGAUAUGGUAUGGAUCAACAUCUGAAUGGGACAUUUAACUGCAGCUGAGAGUGAACAGGAGCAUCAGCACAUGCUAAGGAGUGUCUCUUAUCAGCUGUAACGCUUUGAUUAAGGUUUUUACAAGAUGACUGAUUCAUUUUCCUGCAUUCUGGAAGAGCAUCAUAAAAGUAGAAGACAACUCAUCAUCAAAGGAUUGCCUAAACAAAAACUCAGACUGUAAUUUUUCCCCCUUUUUAAUUCUUGAGAAGAUUUUUUUUUCUAUUGUAGAGGAGGUAGCAGGAGCUUCUCCGUGAGCUGCUGGUUUGGACUAAAAGCCUAUGUGUUGCAGAACAGCUGCUGCUGCUUGUGGAAUAACUUAGCCUCGGACUGUUGGGGCCAAGGGAUCUGCCCUUUCCGCCAACCGUUCUUUGAACUCUACUUUUCCCACCUGUCUCGAGGCAGACUCCGAUAACCAAUGGCAUGGUACAAGUUCUUCAGGAAGCCCGGGAACAACCUGGGAAAGUCAUUCCAGCCGGGAAGCAUGAUGUCUCUGGCCCCUACUAAAGGACUGCUGAAUGAACCGGGUCAGAACAGCUGCUUCCUCAACAGUGCAGUACAGGUACUAUGGCAUCUGGACAUCUUCAGGCGCAGCUUGAGACACCUACCUGGUCAUUUCUGCCAAGGAGAUUCGUGUAUUUUUUGUGCAUUAAAGGGUCUUUUUUCCCAGUUCCAGCAGAGUCGAGAGCGCGCUCUGCCUUCCGACAACUUGCGUCAUGCCUUGGCAGAGACCUUUAAGGACGAGCACCGCUUCCAGCUGGGCUUCAUGGACGAUGCUGCUGAGUGCUUUGAAAACAUUCUGGAGAGGAUCCACUUACAUAUUGUGUCUGAGGAGACCGAUGCCUGUACGUCACAGUCCUGCAUCACUCAUCAGAAGUUUGCUAUGGCACUUUAUGAGCAGUCUGUGUGCCGUAGCUGUGGGGCUUCCUCUGACCCGCUGCCAUUUACAGAACUGGUACAUUACAUCUCCAUCACUGCCCUUUGUGAACAGACAAAUCAGCGGCGGGAAGACUCCUUUGGAGAAGUGUUACAAGUGGCAAGUACAAUCGGAGACCUUCGAAACUGUCCAAGCAACUGCGGUCAGAAGAUUAGGAUCAGACAAGUCCUCAUGAACUGCCCAGAAAUCGUUACCAUCGGCUUUGUUUGGGACUCGGAUCAGUCGGAUCACACUGAGGAUGUGAUCCGCUCUCUGGGGCCUCAUCUCAGCCUCUCCGCGCUGUUCUAUAGGGUGACGGACGAGCGCGCCAAGAAGACUGAGCUUCUGCUUGUGGGGAUGAUCUGCUACACCAGCCAACACUACUGUGCCUUUGCCUUCCACACCAAAUCCUCCAAAUGGGUCUUCUUUGAUGAUGCAACAGUGAAAGAGAUUGGUUCCCGUUGGAAAGAUGUGGUCACCAAAUGUAUUAAAGGUCAUUUCCAACCUCUCCUCCUGUUUUACUCCAACCCUGAUGGAAGUGCCAUCAUCACAGAAGAUGCCUCAAAGCAGAACAGCAGCCAGAUACACCCCAAGACCUCCAUCAAUGGAGAUGUACAAGUUUCGGAGUCUAAUGUUUCAGUACAGAAGAAGCUGGAGCUAACCAAAGAGAACCUGAAGGCUAUGCUGGGGCAGGACCUGCUCAAACCAAAGGGUUUAACCCUCAGCCGGGGCAGCGGUCCAACCAACAGUGGGCGGGGACAAGUGAAAACUGGCUACAUUGAUCCAAAGAGUCGCAUCAGAGAAAUUCCCAGAGAAGUUGCCCACCGAGCAGAACUACGAGGGGUGCAUCCACCCAGAAGAGACGUUGAUCGGAGCGGUCAGCGAAGGCAGGACAUGCGCCACAGAGAUCCAGCUCAGGACAGGACCCUCUCCCGAUCUGUUUCCCCUCCAGAGAAUGGGUUCAAGCAACACCUGGAGAGCAGGCUGUACAGCAGCCAGGGAAAAGGCCCCAUCAAGACAGAGCGAAUACCGACACCCGGCAGCCGGUCCUCCCAAGAACUGACUCGCUCCUACCCAAAGGUCCAGGUCCUGCCCACCAUGCCCUUGGUAAGAACUAACAAUCACGGCUGGAAACCCAACACCCAUUCCAACGGAUAUGACACAGACAGCAGCCAAGAUUCCCGAGGGCAGAACGGAGGGACCAGAGGCAACCGGCCGUGGAAGCCCACGCGGGAGGUGCUGAACGUCGACAGCAUUCUGAGCACCAUCGAUGAGGGAGGUUCAUCUAGAGAAGAAAGGAGGCACCACAGCCCUCGGGGGAGACCCAACAGUCAGUCCCCAUCAAGAGAACAACAUUUAAUAUGGGGGACACGGGAAGAACACAAACCCAAGAGCUUGAUGACAAUCUACGAGGAUGAGCAGAGGCAGGACACCGGGGGCAGUCGGAGCUCGCUGGACUCCGAUGGUAAGGAAAGAUCAAAGAACCCGGCCACCCUUAAAGUCCGCAGCGAAAACUGGAAGAUUCAGAGAACUGAAUCUGGAUAUGAAAGUAGCGACAGACUGAGCAACAGCUCGGCAAACCUGGACUCUCCAGUGGUAGAAGGCCUCUCUUCCAAAGACCUCCGACCCACAUCUGAGCUGCAUCCAGUCAGGGAUCACUUUCUUCAGAGGGGAAGUGAUGAUUUGAGGACUGAUGCAUUAUCGAGUGGUGGACAAGGAAGGGAGUCCCCAGAUCUGCAGGACUCCAAAUCCCUGUCUGCUGAGUACUUGCAAAGAAGAAGAGCCUUCAGAUACACACCUGGACUUGUGGAGAAGAACACAGACCCAGACAGUGAACAAGAGGACAGCAGCCCGGUGAGCCCCGUGGUUCCCUUCUUAGCAAAAACCAGCAGUUCUGAAUGGAACAGCUCAGAUGACCUCACCGGACCCCUGUCUGAGCAAGAAGAUACUAGUACUGUAGACUUUCCAUCACACAGCUAUCCACCUCCUUUACCUCCGAAACCCUUUGGUUCUGACUUGUCUGGCAUCCGUGCCGUACCGCCAAAACUGCUGGUCCGGCUGAGCCCCCGCACGAAGCCCAAGAACGGUCUGCCCAUUCCCUCAAACAGCAUCGUGCAAAGGUGGAUCGAAACGCCCACCGAACACAGACUUUCAUCGGAUGCCAGCUCCAAAUCUGGCUCCUCAGACCAGGACAGGAACGAUCUGUCUGCCAGCGAAGGUGAGGACAGAUUACCGAGUCCGAAACCCAGGCCGGGUGAUGGUAAAGACUCCUCGUUGUUCACGGAGAAGGUUCUGCCCACCACUUUCUUCUCAGUGGACGGCUGCAUGACGGACAGUUACCGGGCCAAGUACCACAGGAGGCCCCGAAAAGGGGAGGAUCACACCUCAUCGGGGGAAAGCGACGUGGAAGGAAGGGGUUUUGACGUGACCAAUCAGUACUUUGAACCUUCACGAAGCAAAACAGAACAAGGUCAGUCAGCUCCUAAAACUGUUGCAAAGUGGAAUCCGGUUACCACAAAAGGCCUGGACGAGCACGGUUUUCUGUGACGGCGGCAGAAACGUCGACGGGCCUUAAACUUUAAACGUAUUUAGACAUAAAACUGGAAGCCAAAGAGAUUGUAAAGUGAAGAAGAGGUGUCUUUAUAUAACCACGUGGCUGCUGGAAGCUUUGAAAAAUCACUUUGCACGAGUGCUAGAAGGGUACAAAAAUAAAUGAUGUGUAGAAUGUUUAGCCUGACUUUUGGAGAAUGUGUCUCGUAAAACCACUUUACACGAGAGAUGUUUGUUUUAUUUCAGGUUUUUUUUUCCCAUUUAAUCACUUUUAUUUUCCUGUUUCAGUGUUAUGAGGUGUCUGCUUCAGUUCGGUCUAACUUAUGAGUCACUUAAGGGUUUUAUAAACUAUAAAAGACAAAAUGUGGUUUUUAGUGAUUUUUUUUUGUGUGUACUAAAACUGUCAGGCACACUCCUAAUCAAAAUGAACUCGAGGAUGUUGCUAAUUCCGUCUGAAGUCUUAAUUUGGGAUUCAUUUUAGCUUGUGACCCUAACUAAUGCUAAAAAAAAAACAUGUUUUGAUGAAGAAAUCUUCAAAAAUGUAUUCUGAGGUGUUUUACACCAAACUAAUUAUCCAUUUGUAUUAUUGCUGUUUUUAGUUUUCACUUGCAGGAUUUUUUUAUUCUUUGUGGAAGCAGUUAUUGAUGUGAUCGGUGACAGAAGUCAGUGUCUUCUCUCCUGGGUUGGAUGUUUUGUACAUGCAGCAGACUAAUGCACAGUGCCUUUUAUAUUUUUCUAUGUGGAGGAGAAAAUGAAGCUGGAGCCCUGAUUUGUACAGUUUGAUUUUAAAGAAUUUUUGUAUUGUUUAAUUUUAUUUUUAUGACCUCAUGGUAAAUAAACAGUUUUAUUUAAUCA